Amborella trichopoda is the source of this 1240-nucleotide messenger RNA. Its product is annotated as anthranilate synthase beta subunit 2, chloroplastic. The record is from RefSeq and is a predicted model, not a curated record. Gene Ontology annotation, biological process: L-tryptophan biosynthetic process. Gene Ontology annotation, molecular function: anthranilate synthase activity. Lineage: Eukaryota; Viridiplantae; Streptophyta; Magnoliopsida; Amborellales; Amborellaceae. Gene Ontology annotation, cellular component: cytosol.
CUUCCACCCGGUUUGGCCCUACUCUCUCUCUAUACCUAUCGUUUUCUGGCCCUCUCUCUCUUUUAUCUGUCUCCCUGCACACACUGCCCAAUUUUUCCUCAUUUUCUCCCUCUUCCGGUUGGGUGCCUUGUAACCUGCUCUCAUGGCGUUCUCGGUCUCUCUCAACCCCACUACUCAAAUUAAUGCAUUUUCAAGAAGACACCAAGUCCAAUCUACUUUCUCUCUCCAAACUUGCAACCGUCAAAAUGCUGGUUUCAAUAUCCAUGGCUUUGAAACAACUGGGAAUAAGAUUUUUCGCACUCUCAGAGCCUCAGCCAUAACUGAAGUGGGUUCUGCCAAGGACCAAAUUAAGGAGAAGAAUUCAGUUAAUCCAAUCAUUGUGAUUGAUAACUACGAUAGUUUCACUUAUAAUCUUUGCCAGUACUUGGGCGAACUCGGUGCAAUCUACGAAGUGUACCGGAAUGAUCAGAUCACCGUAACUGAUAUCAAAAGGAGAAAGCCGAGAGGAAUACUUAUCUCUCCUGGUCCUGGUACCCCUCAGGACUCAGGAAUAUCACUACAGAGUGUGCUGGAACUGGGACCGGAGUUUCCUCUCUUAGGAGUUUGCAUGGGCCUCCAAUGCAUCGGCGAGGCCUAUGGAGGAAAGAUUGUGCGCUCUCCCUUUGGAGUUAUGCAUGGAAAGAGUUCUCUUGUAUACUAUGAUGAAAAAGGAGAGGAUGGUUUGCUUUUGGGCUUGUCAAACCCCUUCAUUGCUGGUAGAUACCACAGCCUUGUAAUAGAAAAUAAGACCUUUCCAAGCGAUAAACUUGAGAUUACAGCAUGGACAGAAGAUGGGUUGAUCAUGGCUGCGCGUCACAAAGAGUAUAAGCAUAUGCAGGGUGUUCAGUUCCAUCCAGAGAGCAUUAUAAGCACUGAAGGCAAAAGGAUUGUGCGCAAUUUCAUCAGCCUCAUUGAGCGAGCAGAGGCACACUCAAAAUACGGGCUUCUGGGUGCUUAAAAAGUUUGAAAAAUGCAGAGGAGCUUUUCUAUGCUGAUUUCUCUUGUUCUUUUUCAGGUACAGCAGAAGCGGAUAUUCUAAUAUUCCCUUGGUGUUACUAAACUAUUUAUCAGACUUGGAUUUGUUCUGUUUUCCAUUUUAAUCCACUCAGACUAUCAUGUAUUUUGUUUUGAGUAAAACAUGAAAACAAAUGAUAAACAUAAAUAAAUGAGCAAAAGGAAACCCGCAUAAAGUGUGUGUCAA